Oikopleura dioica is the source of this 969-nucleotide messenger RNA. Lineage: Eukaryota; Metazoa; Chordata; Appendicularia; Copelata; Oikopleuridae. The record is from the annotation of a GenBank genome assembly.
AUGGCAGAUCACGCAGCAGAUCCAGCGAAUGAUCCGAAUCAUGCGGCAGCCGCGGCCGCUGCAGCUGCGAAUCAAUGGGCAACAGGACUUGCUGCUGGAAAUCCAUACUUGCCACAGAGUAUACCGGGGGAUCAAAAUGGCGGGAUGCAAUAUCCAUGGGGUCAAGAUUUCAACCCCCUGGCUGGACUGAACGCGCUUCAAGGAGGCUUGCCGGGCGUUCGACCUCAAACGCCUGGCAUGGGACUUCCUGGGUAUCCGAAUCCUUGGGCGCAAAUGGGCGGCUAUCCAGGGCAGGUUCCUGAAGCGCCAAAUCUUGGGAAGGCGGAAACGAAGAAGAAAAAGGAGAAAUCCAGGCCUAGUCCUUAUGAAAAAGGCGGACACAUGCUCCCAGCAAAGCAAGAAAAAGAAGAAGAUCUGUCAAUGCUGACGCCAGCCGAACGAGAGGAGCGUGAGAGGCAGAGACGAGUCGCCAAUAAUGCUCGUGAAAGGUUACGCGUGAGGGAUAUCAACGAAGCCUUCAAGGAGCUCGGCAGGAUGACUCAAAUGCAUCUCAAAAAUGAUAAGCCUCAGACAAAACUAUCUAUUCUACAACACGCAGUAAACGUGAUCAUGAAUCUGGAGCAUCAAGUGCGCGACCGCAAUCUCAACCCAAAAGCAGCCUGCCUCAAGAGAAGGCCGGACGGGGCCGAUCCAAGCUCGAUGGGACUGCCUCAAUCGCAAUUACCGAGUCAGCCAGUGCCGCCAACUGGCUCGCAACCCGACUUUUCGCAAAUUCCUAAUCAACCUGCUAACGGCACUUCUUCGAGUGAUAAUAUGGUGCCGCCCAACAAGAUCCCCUACAGCGAGUUCGGCCCCGGCUCGGUCCUGAACCCUCCUGCUUCUGUUGCCUCUCUGGGAUCGUACCCAUCCCAUUCCGCCGCACCGCAUCUGGACCCCAAUCUGCCCUCGCACAUGUCUUCCUUCCAGUAG